Messenger RNA from Leptopilina heterotoma, 1880 nucleotides. Its product is annotated as gastrula zinc finger protein XlCGF7.1-like. Gene Ontology annotation, cellular component: nucleus. The coding region runs from base 451 to 1335 and encodes 294 amino acids. NCBI's taxonomy places the organism in Eukaryota, Metazoa, Arthropoda, Insecta, Hymenoptera, Figitidae. The record is from RefSeq and is a predicted model, not a curated record. The transcript has a single exon.
AGUUACUUAUUUGCAAAGUAUUUAAAAAGAAAUUCAAAUUUCGCGCGUGAAAAUCUGUUUUACCGUCUACACAUAGAGUGGAAACUCGUGUCAAUAUUUUGUUUCUUGCUAAGUUUCGUCAAAGAGAAAAUUUUUAUUCCGCUGUAUCUUCAAAAAAAAGAAACAUCUCCAAGUGUCAAACACACUAAAUUUCAUUAAACUAUUAUAAAACACUGCAGAUAUAUUUUUUACUGAAAAGGAAUUUUCUCGAAUUUCCAUAUUCGGAAACAAAAAAAUUCUACUACAUUUUAUAAACAUCAGUAAACAUGUAAUACUCGAAAAUUCUAAGUUUUUUGUUCUCUUAAUCGUCGUAAGAGUGACUUUUAUUUUUAUAAUUCCAGGUCAAACAGGCGCGAUGCAUUGUUAACGAUUGAAACAAAUUCAAAACGAUCCCCGAGACUAGAAUAUUUUAUGAAAAAAUGUGCUUCCGCUCUGCGAUUAUCUGAUAACAAUAUCAAACUGAUAAUUUCUAAUGAAGAAAACUGUACUACCCAAAAAGAUAAUAUUCAAGAUUCGAAAAAUAAUCAAAAUACUAGUGAAACAUCCCAAACUGUACAUAAAGUCCACGUGGAAAAUUCCAAUAAAUUAAGAAAAAAUUUAAACGGUGAAGAAAUAUUCCAAUCAAAAGGCGACGUUGAAAUAUCAGAACAAAGAGAAACUGAUAGUGAUAAAGAAGAAGAAGAAGAAGAAAAAUCACCGAUUGAAAAUUCAUUACAAUGUGAUAAAUGCGACAAGAAAUUUCAUUUGGAGGAGAAUUUAAAAACUCAUGCCCAAACUCAUUUGGAUGAGAAAAUUUAUACAUGCCAUAUUUGUGGUAAACAAUUUGGCCUAACUGGAAGUCUUUAUUAUCAUUUAAGACACGUGCACGAUGGUGUUAAAAAUCAUUCAUGUGAUAUUUGCGGUCGUUGUUUUGCAAUGAAAACAACAUUAGAAGAUCAUCGACGAAUACAUACUGGUGAACGUCCAUAUGUUUGUGAUUCAUGUGGAAAAACAUUUAAAACAAAAGCGUCCCUUUAUAUACAUCGUAAGACACACACUAAUGAUUAUCCACAUCAGUGUUGUUAUUGUAAGCGUGGCUUUCGUUGGAAACAACAAAUGUUGGACCACUUAACGACUCAUACGGGAGUCAAAAAUCAUGUCUGUGAUAUUUGCGGUAAGGCGUUUGGCGUGAAAAAUGAUUUAACAAGACACAAGAAGAUACACUCGAAAGAAAAACCCUAUUCAUGUCUUCAAUGUGGCUUGAAAUUUGGUCAGAAACGAUAUUUGAAAAAUCACGAACGUACUAAGCAUAGAUGAGAGAGAAAGUGAGUGCUGAUUUAUAUAUAUAUGUUCAGAUGGGAAAUUAUCUGUUAAUAAUUUUAUUAUUUUUCUACUCUUAUUUUCUUUUAAGUCGACAGUAAUAUUAAGAAAACCUGUUUUUCUUACGAAUACAAUUGUGAUUUUGCGAAGAUACCUUUAACUUUUUUUUUAAAAAAACUUAACUCAACAUUUUGCAGGAAUUUUGCUAAAUUUGUAUUAAUUUUCAUUAAUAAUCUGUUUUAAUCGAAAAAAUUGACAGUAAUUUCCAAAGUAUAUCCUACAGCAGCGUUAUGAAGAGAUAAAUAUAUUUUGUAUUUAAUGUGAAAAUUCGUUUAUUUUCGUUUUAACUUCUCACUGGGUAUGUCAGGAUCCAUACUGACUUAAGUCCCUUACGUACUUUACUAUAUUUAAAGCGUAAUUGCUUUAUUAUCGAAAAUUAGAGUUUUGUUAUGUCUCAAUAAUAAAUAAAACUUUUAAUUUAAUUAUUUUAUUAUUUUUAAUCUUACCGCCUCGACGGAUAAGCUUACUGAAAAUCUGAGUUU